Molecule: messenger RNA, 1056 nt
Organism: Paraglomus brasilianum
Lineage: Eukaryota; Fungi; Glomeromycota; Glomeromycetes; Paraglomerales; Paraglomeraceae
Source: the annotation of a GenBank genome assembly
AUGUCUUGGUCAACUCCAACGACACCAUCUGCGACCACACCUACUUCCGUCUCCUCUCCUCACAUUUCUUUCCAUCCAUCUAAUUCCGACUACUCCAUGCAACCAUCUCUCCCUACCUACCAAUUGUAUCAACCAAUAAUUUCUAUUCCCCAAAUGUCAUCUCGUAGAAACGGUGUUAAUACGCAGAUAUUUCCGGGCGGAAUGGGAGAAUUUGUAAAUAUGACAUCAAGAAUGGUACCUCAACAACAAGGAUUGUAUCUGGCACAAGGUAUGGCACAGAGUGGGGUUAUUGACAUUGAUAAAAGGCCGCCAAAGUCAACGGAGUUGUUUGAUCCUAAUGGAAACGGACGGAGUAUUUCGAAUGCAGGCUCUGUUUCUUUAUCGACUACUACAAGCCAGAGCCCAGUCGUCUCACCUGGGAAUUUAGGUGUGUCGUCACCAACAUGGUUAGCCACUCCAAACAACAAGCAAACCCCAUCCAACAGCCUACUUCAGCCGCGGAGAAAACAUAGUAACAGUAAUACCAACAAUAGUGAUAAUUAUACCAACAGUAAUGACAAUACUAACACAACAAAUGUACUCGAUGGAAGUAUGAUGCGUUCACUAAGUCUGACCUCACCAUCAGUAGGGCCUCAAGGGAGAAAGGAGUUUGGACAGAUGCAUAGCCGGUCGGCUUCGGCCUCGCCAGGUAGUGUUGGGAAGAAGAAGGAGCAAUCAGGACUGUUGUUUGAUUAUUCGGCACAAGCACCCUAUGAGGGUGUCAAGCCUAGUGACGCCAACAAACCACCGCAACCAGGUCACAUUUUAGAACUGUACGAUUUUGCUGAAAGUGACUCACUUGAAGACGUCACUUUCUCAAACGCAACCAUGAAACGCAUUCCUCCUAUGGUGCCGACAUCUAAGAGACCCACAAUUUUGGUGGUAUUUAAGACUUCUCGCGAGGCUAACGAGGUCUUGCAAAGUAGACAUGGAGAGAGGUUCAAAAUUAAGAUGUGGGCACCGUUACCGUUGCCCAAGAGCUCUGUUGGAAGUGUCACAAGUGGAAGUGGGGAAUAG